UUAUCAUUCAGUCGUUUAUACACCGCGCCCAGUAUAAACGGUCCAUUGUUAACAAAUGAUAACGUGCAAUUUAAACAAAUUUUGUAAUUUGAAAAACUACUUUCUGUUUUCUGGACUGUAACAAAAAAUGUGCUACACAACAAUUGUGAAAAAUUGAAAAUGCUACUUUCGUGAUGACAUCAAAAAUUAUGGAGUUUAUCUCAUAUGUGGUUCACUAUUUUAUCCAUUUAAAUCGGGUGGAUAUUAGGUGAUGCUUGCAGUAAUUCAUGACAUCUAUCGCCACUUAAUCAAAAAUACUUUGGGCUCCUAUGAGCCUUAAAGCAAAAAAUAUGAAGUGUUAUAUUUUAAAAUUCUUUUGGUGGUAUCUAAUUUUGAUGACAUGGUACACUAUCGAAGCAUUUGAAUCGGAUGAGAAACGUGAUAAAACAUUUUUAUUUCGACAAAGAGUGCAUAAGUACCGAAAAAGUCACCAAGAAGUAAUUAAGAAUGGACGUAAACGACCCAAUAUUGUGUUGUUUUUAACUGACGAUCAAGAUGUCGAACUUGGAUCUUUGAAUUAUAUGGAAAAAACUCAAAAACUUUUACGGGAUGAAGGUGCAGAGUUUCGUCAUGCAUAUAGUACUACUCCAAUGUGUUGUCCAUCAAGAAGUUCAUUACUGACAGGACUUUAUACACAUAAUCAUGAGGUUUUUACUAAUAAUGAUAAUUGUAGUGGUCCAGUGUGGCAAAAUUUGCACGAAUCAAGAAGUUUUGCAACUUAUUUAACUAGAGAUGCUGGUUAUCACACUGGCUAUUUUGGAAAAUACUUGAAUAAGUAUAAUGGCAGUUAUGUACCUCCAGGUUGGCGCCAAUGGGGUGGUCUCAUUAUGAACUCAAAGUAUUAUAAUUAUUCCAUAAAUUUAAAUGGAAAAAAAAUUAGACAUGGAGAUAACUAUAACAAAGAUUACUAUCCAGAUUUAAUUACCAAUGAUUCUAUUAACUUUCUUAGACAUGUUAAACUGCAUCAUCCUCAACGUCCAUUCAUGUUAGUAAUGAGUUUCCCUUCACCACAUGGACCAGAAGAUUCAGCACCUCAAUAUUCUAAUAUGUUUUUCAAUGUAACAUCUCACCAUACUCCUUCAUAUGACUUUGCACCUAAUGCUGAUAAACAAUGGAUAUUACAAGUUACUGGCCAAAUGUUACCAAUACAUAGACAAUUUACAAAUUUAUUAAUGACUAAACGUCUACAAACUCUUCAAAGUGUAGAUGAUUCUGUAUCAAGAGUAUACAAAGAACUAAAAGAAAUGGGAGAACUAGACAGCACUUAUAUAAUAUAUACUUCUGAUCAUGGAUAUCAUUUAGGUCAAUUUGGACUUGUAAAAGGAAAAUCUUUUCCAUUUGAAUUUGAUAUUCGAGUGCCAAUGUUAGUUAGAGGACCUGGAAUUGAGCCUGGAAUAAAAGUGAAUGAAAUAGUUCUAAAUAUAGACUUGGCUCCCACUUUUUUGGAUAUUGCUGGUAUUGAACCUCCUGCUCAUAUGGAUGGUCGAUCUGCUUUUAAAUUAUUUCAUAAGCACAAAAAGGGGUACAGAAAAUUUAUUUCUAAUUGGCCUGAUACAUUUUUAAUUGAGAGUAGUGGACGGAGAGAACUUAGCAAGCAGAAGAACCUUCUAUCAAAUAAUUUAAAUGAUGAUGAAAUAAGAGUAGUACCUGGAAAUAAAGCCAACAAAAUGUUUGUUUUAUGUCAAAGACCAAACUAUCAAUCUCCAUGUAAACCUGGACAAAAAUGGUACUGCGUUCGAGAUGGAUUCCGUUGGAGAAAGCAUAAAUGUAAUACAAAAAAAAAAGGAAAUUUAUUUAAUGGAUUGCAAAAGUGUACAUGUUUUUCAGAAGAUGGAAAUUUAUACACUAAGCUGGAGAUUGACAAAAAAAAAAAAAAUUUAAAACCUUUAAACCACAAUGAUCAUCGAAUACGUAGAGAUUUAAUGACUGCAUUCAAUAGUAACAUGUCAAUGUAUAUUAAUGUUUAUCACAAAAAAAUCAAUGAUCUGAAAACUGCAAUUAAUGAUUCUUCUGAUGCUACUUGUAUGGUUUCAUCUGAAGGAAAUGUUAAGUGUACCAAUAUUGUUUAUAACAAUCCAACUGUGUGGAAACUCAGUCAAAAUCAUAUUCAAAAAGAAAUAUUAAAUUUACAAUCUAAAAUAGAUAAACUUAAAGAAUUACAAAGACAUUUGAAAAAUAAGCGGCCCCAGUUAAAUAUUGAUGAAGAGAAAGAAAUUGAAAAUAAAAAUGAUGAUAUUAAUGAAAAAGAUUCAAGUUUAAAUAUACUGUCAGAUUUUUUGCAACCGGAACAAAGUUCAGGGUUAUCUCAAUUAUACAAUUUAACUCACAUGGAUCCUGGUAGUAUUCUUGUAGAUGGAGUUGAACUUCAUAAAAUACGACAUAAUCAUAAUGAAAAAUUAAAAGUAAAAAAUUUGACUUCUCCAACUGAUGCAUGUUACUGUGUUCCAUUUAUGUUUAGUGAUAGUGAUCCAGUUUUAAAUAAAGAAAUUAAGAAACUAAUAAAAGCUGAUAAAAAAAAUAAAAAAAAAGGUCGGAAAUUCAGAAAAAAAAAUGCCAAGUUAGAUAAAGAAUGUAUGUUAGAAAAAAUGAAUUGUUUUAACCAUGAUAAUGAUCAUUGGAAAACAGCACCAUUUUGGACUGAAGGUCCAUUUUGUUUUUGUAUGAAUGCAAAUAAUAAUACUUAUUCAUGUCUCCGUACAAUAAAUUCAACCCAUAAUUAUCUGUACUGUGAAUUUGUCACUGGUCUAGUAUCAUUCUAUAAUUUGAAAAUAGAUCCUUUUCAACAGAGGAAUAGAGCUCAUACUUUAAGUUUAAAUGAAAAAGAGUGGCUUCACAAUUCACUUACUGAUAAAAUACGAUGCAAAGGUUCAAUACAAUGUGCUGUGAGUCCUAUUAAAAAGAAAAAAAAAGAUGAUAAUUUGUCAAUUACAGAUGAACCAAAAAAUAAAUUAAUUUCAAUAGAUCAACCUAAAGAUUCAGAUGUAGUACGAUACAGAUAAUAAAUUUGAUUAGAUCUAAUUUAAUAAUUCAGUAUUAUUUAUUUGUACAAAAUUAUUUAUUAAAAAGUUUUUAAAUGUAUUA
This is a messenger RNA of Daktulosphaira vitifoliae (grape phylloxera), 3120 nucleotides long. Its product is annotated as putative extracellular sulfatase Sulf-1 homolog. The record is from RefSeq and is a predicted model, not a curated record. Lineage: Eukaryota; Metazoa; Arthropoda; Insecta; Hemiptera; Phylloxeridae. Gene Ontology annotation, molecular function: glycosaminoglycan binding; N-acetylglucosamine-6-sulfatase activity. The transcript is spliced from 15 exons. The coding region runs from base 309 to 3038 and encodes 909 amino acids.